AUGAUAUUCGAGGCCAUCCAUCGGCUUGGAAGCAAAGCUGAUCUCGAGUUGAUGUACCCAUCUAAUUUUCUCGUGUCUGAGAAAGAUGACUCACCAGAAGCUCAUUUACUACGUUUUGCAAGAGAUAAAUACGCAGUUAAACUCAAGCCAAUGGAGGUGAUAUACAAGGGCGGGGGAGGUGAAACGUGGUCAAGGAGCUACACGAAGCUUCUCACUUUCAAUCAAACAGAAUACGACAGAGUCCUUCACUUAGACUCUGACGCCACUCUCCUACAGACAAUGGACGAGCUAUUUCUGCUCCCAUCGGCUCCGGUCGCUAUGCCACUGGCAUACUGGUUCCACCAAGAAGACAAAGUUUUUACUUCCGCUCUAAUGCUCAUUCAACCGUCCACAGCAGAGUUCAGCCGUCUAACGGAUGAGAUAUGGGAUGGUGUUUCUGGUGGAUAUGACAUGGACAUUGUGAACAGGUUAUAUGGAGAUACAGCACUUGUUAUCCCGCAUCGUCCUUAUAUGCUUCUGACGGGGGAAUUUCGCUCCAAGGACCAUGAAGCCUAUCUAGGCAAUGCAGACGAAUCGUGGGAUGCCGAGAAAGUCCUAGAAGCUGCCAAGUACCUCCAUUUCUCGGACUGGCCUGUUCCCAAGCCAUGGAUAACAGCCACUCAGCACGUGCUCGAAGAGACGCAGCCGCCUUGCGAAGUACAACUUGUCACCGGUCAACAAGAUGAUUGCCACAUCCGACAGCUUUGGCUGGGGAUGUACGAAGAAUUUAGGUCCAGACGACAGAAUAUAUGUGGCGUUGCUUUAUCAUGAAGGUUCUCCGUAACGGGUCGCCUUUUCGAUCAUUCCGCUUCAAGAGAGUAAGGAUCGAGAGAAUUACGUCUAUUGUUGACAGCCGGAAGUUCUCAGUCUAAACCUAAU
Molecule: messenger RNA, 918 nt
Organism: Aspergillus neoniger CBS 115656
Lineage: Eukaryota; Fungi; Ascomycota; Eurotiomycetes; Eurotiales; Aspergillaceae
Product: glucose N-acetyltransferase
Exons: 5
Coding region: 1-810 (269 amino acids)
Molecular function (GO): glycosyltransferase activity
Source: RefSeq, a predicted model, not a curated record